AAAGAGCUGGAUAAGAAGCAUGGUAAGCCCCAGCGAUGAGUCCGUUCUUUCAUCUCUGCUAGCAAGCUGGGUUACAAGAGUGCUGCCGAGUCUCUCCAUGCCCUCGCUAACAUCGGUCGUUGGCCUCUCGGCCAGUCUGGUCGGCCUCGUCGCCGGCCAGUACUUUCCCCCUACUCCCGAGGGCGUCAAGGUCAUUCAUUCCAAGCACCAGAAGGGCGUCACGAUAUCCUACAAAGAACCUGAAAUUUGCGAGACAACCCCAGGCGUAAAAUCUUACUCGGGUUAUGUCCAUCUGCCCCCUGGCACUCUCAACGAUCUUGGUUUGGAUCAGCAGUAUCCUAUCAACACUUUCUUCUGGUUCUUCGAGUCCCGAAAUGAUCCCGUCAAUGCGCCGCUCUCGAUCUGGAUGAAUGGCGGCCCGGGAAGCUCCUCUAUGAUCGGGCUCAUGCAGGAGAACGGGCCAUGCCGGGUGAAUAUCGACUCGAAUUCCACCGAGCUGAACCCGUGGUCAUGGAACAAUUACGUCAACAUGCUCUACAUCGACCAACCGAACCAGGUCGGGUUCAGUUAUGAUGUUCCUACUAAUGGAACGUACAAUCAAUUGACAGGUGUGCGUGACGUUUCUGGAUGGUCGACGGUCCCGGAGCAGAACAAUACGUUCUACGUGGGCACGUUCCCCAGUCUCAACGCCUCUGCUACUGCAAAUACCACUGAGAACGCAGCCCGCGCGCUCUGGUCGUUUGCGCAAACCUGGUUCACGGAGUUCCCCGCCUACAAGCCCCGUGAUGACCGGGUCAGUAUUUGGACCGAGUCCUAUGGAGGCCGCUAUGGUCCGUCUUUCUCUGCGUUCUUCCAAGAGCAAAACGAGAAGAUCGCCAAUGGCUCGCUUACCACGCCUGGUGAAUCACACUACAUUCAUCUGGACACUCUCGGGAUCAUAAACGGCUGUAUCGACCUGCUUGUGCAGGCUCCGUCGUACCCUGAGAUUGCGUACAACAACACCUACGGAAUCGAGGCAAUUAACGAAACCAUCUAUGAGUUUGCGAUGAAUGCAUGGAGCAAACCCGGUGGCUGCAAGGACCAAAUAGUCCGAUGCCGCCAGCUUGCGGCCGAAGGGGACCCUCGCAUGUAUGGCAACAACAAGACCGUGAAUGCAGCCUGCCAGGCAGCGGACAGGUACUGCAGCAACAACGUGGAAGGCCCUUACCCACUGUUCUCUGGACGAGGCUAUUAUGACAUCGCGCACUUCGACCCGGACCCUUUUCCUCCACCAUACUACCUGGGUUAUCUGAGCCAGCACUGGGUUCAGGAUGCCCUUGGGGUUCAUAUCAACUUUACCGAGUCUAUUGACAGCGUCUACAACGCAUUUGGAACUGUUGGUGAUUAUGCUCGAUCUGAUGUUCGCGGCUACUUGGAGGAUCUAGCUUACGUGCUCGACUCGGGUAUUAAGGUCGCCCUCGUUUACGGCGACCGCGACUAUGCCUGCCCGUGGAACGGCGGUGAGCAAGUAAGUCUGCAGGUUGACUACAGCCAUGCCGACAAGUUCCGCGCUGCCGGAUACGCACCGCUGCAUACCAACUCCUCAUAUGUCGGCGGCUCUGUACGCCAGUAUGGGAACUUCUCCUUCACGCGGGUAUACCAAGCCGGACAUGAAGUGCCGGCAUAUCAGCCGGAGACGGCGUAUGAGAUCUUCCACCGUGCAAUGUUCAAUCGGGACAUCGCAACAGGAAAGAUCUCCACGGCUAAGAACAGCACUUAUUCCACCAAGGGGCCUUCCUCGACAUGGAAUGUCACAAACACCGUGCCUGACAGCCCGGAGCCGACUUGCUAUAUCCUCUCACUGUCAUCCUACUGCACUGAGGAACAGACUCAAAGCGUGGCGAACGGGACUGCAUUGAUCAAAGAUUACAUAGUGGUGGAGGAAAGUCUCUAAACCGGGACCCCACUGCGAGCGUAUUUAGAUAUAUAUUGCUAUAUAUACAUAUAUACAU
Aspergillus nidulans FGSC A4 is the source of this 1991-nucleotide messenger RNA. It is a transcript of the gene cp1, whose product is annotated as putative carboxypeptidase S1. Gene Ontology annotation, cellular component: plasma membrane. Gene Ontology annotation, molecular function: serine-type carboxypeptidase activity. NCBI's taxonomy places the organism in Eukaryota, Fungi, Ascomycota, Eurotiomycetes, Eurotiales, Aspergillaceae. The transcript is spliced from 2 exons. The record is from RefSeq and is a predicted model, not a curated record. The coding region runs from base 20 to 1933 and encodes 637 amino acids. Gene Ontology annotation, biological process: proteolysis.